UUCCCCUUUGUUCGAGUUCGCCAUUUUGCGAGGCAGCGGCAGUGGCGGCGGCAGCGGCGGCUGGAGCCUCUGAUUGGGUUUCGGGGUCCGGUACUGGAGCCAAUCAGCGCGGGCAGCGAACCGGGGGAGCGAGGCACGUCUUCUAGGAUCUCCAGAGUGAAGUUCACCGUGGCCAGGACUGUAACUGGGAGGGAUCAUGGAGCAGUACACAGCAAACAGCAGUAGUUCCACAGAACAGAUUGUUGUGCAAGCUGGACAGAUUCAGCAGCAGCAGCAGGGUGGUGUCACUGCUGUCCAGUUGCAGACUGAGGCCCAGGUGGCAUCCGCCUCAGGCCAGCAAGUCCAGACCCUCCAGGUAGUCCAGGGGCAGCCAUUAAUGGUACAGGUCAGUGGAGGCCAGUUAAUCACAUCAACUGGCCAGCCCAUCAUGGUCCAAGCUGUCCCUGGUGGACAAGGUCAAACCAUCAUGCAAGUACCUGUGUCUGGGACACAGGGUUUGCAGCAGAUACAGUUGGUCCCACCUGGACAGAUCCAGAUCCAGGGUGGGCAGGCCGUGCAGGUGCAAGGCCAGCAGGGCCAGGCCCAGCAGAUCAUCAUCCAGCAGCCCCAGACGGCAGUCACUGCUGGCCAGACCCAGACCCAGCAGCAGAUUGCCGUCCAGGGGCAGCAGGUGGCUCAGACUGCUGAAGGCCAGACCAUUGUCUAUCAGCCAGUUAAUGCAGACGGCACCAUUCUGCAGCAAGUCACAGUCCCUGUUUCAGGCAUGAUCACCAUCCCAGCAGCCAGUUUGGCAGGAGCACAGAUUGUCCAGACAGGAGCCAACACCAACACCACCAGCAGCGGACAGGGGACUGUCACUGUGACACUACCAGUGGCAGGCAAUGUGGUCAAUUCAGGAGGGAUGGUCAUGAUGGUGCCUGGUGCUGGCUCUGUGCCUGCUAUCCAAAGAAUCCCUCUUCCUGGGGCAGAGAUGCUGGAAGAAGAGCCUCUCUAUGUGAAUGCCAAACAGUACCACCGUAUACUGAAGAGGAGGCAAGCCCGGGCUAAACUAGAGGCCGAAGGGAAAAUCCCAAAGGAAAGAAGGAAAUACCUCCAUGAGUCUCGGCACCGUCACGCCAUGGCUCGGAAGCGGGGUGAAGGUGGGCGGUUUUUCUCUCCAAAGGAAAAGGAUAGUCCCCAUAUGCAGGAUCCAAACCAAGCAGAUGAAGAAGCAAUGACACAGAUCAUCCGAGUGUCCUAACCUCAGGCCCCUUGAGGGAGCAGAUCAAGGUCAUGUUCCUCGCCACUGUUUCCCACCGUUCCAGGAAAUUGAUCACCUCUUCCGAUGGGACACUGACUAUUAUGUUCUGCCCUUUUCUACAGGACAGAAACCACUUAGUUUUUAAUAAGUGGCUCAGUAUUAUAAUUGCAGCGGGGUCUGGCAAAUUGAAGUCGCAAGCCUUUGUCAGGGCCUAUUUCAGACUGUUGAUGACAUUGACAUUUCAUGGAUUAGGAUGAUGCAAGGGACCCGUGCAUAUAAGUGCACACACAACACUUAUGUCGGCUAGUGAAGCCAGCCAGCCAUUUUAGCGGAGGAGAACCUUCCCCACCAGGACUGCAGUCAGGGAAGCUGAAGUCCACGCCUUCCCAUGGAACUGAAGCAGCAUCCGUCUCUCUGAUGGGGGAUCUCAGGCUGACUAACCGAAUGGACACUUUGUAUUCAGAGGCGGCUUCCAGGCAAGGAAGUUCCCUCUCGUGAUAUGGAAACAAUAAAUUCUCUGAGAUACAUUCAUCUAAUCUGUGGUAUUAAUAGGAAUCUCUUUCUACCCAGAUGGUAGGUUGGUAUUUUUGGACUCCAGCCAAGAAAAAGCUAACUCUGGGGAUAGAACGACAAGACUCAAGCACUAAAUCUAUAAAUUGCUGACUCUCUCUUUUCUUUUAAGCUUUGACUUUAAAGUUGUGGUCUGUCAACAGAUCAUGUGGACCAUAGUUCUUGCUUCCGCUACUUUUAAGACAACAUAGAGGGUACUGGAUCUUGAAACUGCCUUUCCUAAGUAGAGAACAAAACCAUAAAACAACCUCUCUGCUGAAGUGCUGAGGACAUUUGUAGUAACUCCUAAACAGAGAGCCAAACUAGAGAUUUUCAGUCAUAGGCUUUGCGGCAGCAUUUGGUGCAUAGAAGGGUUCACAUGUGUUUCAGUCUAGCAGCAGAAGAGAGGGCAGGAUAUAUACCCAUGUGUUGUCACAUAGCAUGAUUCUCCAGCGGAUGGAUGCCUGGGAUGAAUUAUGAAAAAAAUAACUUGCAUUUCUGCUAUCACGCAUGGAAAGGGAGAAAUCCAAGAACUGGUCUUUGACAAUUCCUGUCUGGAAAGCGCUGUUCAGUCAUGCUCUCCUGGGCGUAUUCCAGGUUAUCCUCUCGAGUUUAAGGUGAAUGUUGGCUUCACUCCUGCAGUACUUUGUUUUGUGCUGGCCCCAGAGAGUGAACAUUCUCUUUAUUCCCUUGGCAGAAGAUUCUUUGGUGCCAGUCUCCAUGUUGCCCUUUUUCUACAUAGGCUUGUCCAGCAGAAAGGUUUUUACAUUGCAUCCACAUUCUGGGGAUAAGCUACAGACUGGCAGUAGUGAUGGCCUGCAGGGGCGAGAAUUGGGUCCUAGAAUGGACUGUGCCCCCGAGAUUGAUUUUUUUUUUU
Messenger RNA from Hyaena hyaena (striped hyena), 2666 nucleotides. RefSeq names its product nuclear transcription factor Y subunit alpha (gene NFYA). Gene Ontology annotation, cellular component: CCAAT-binding factor complex. The record is from RefSeq and is a predicted model, not a curated record. Bases 197 to 1240 code for a protein of 347 amino acids. NCBI's taxonomy places the organism in Eukaryota, Metazoa, Chordata, Mammalia, Carnivora, Hyaenidae. Gene Ontology annotation, biological process: regulation of transcription by RNA polymerase II. The transcript has 10 exons. Gene Ontology annotation, molecular function: DNA-binding transcription factor activity, RNA polymerase II-specific; RNA polymerase II cis-regulatory region sequence-specific DNA binding.